Chondrus crispus (carragheen) is the source of this 198-nucleotide messenger RNA. RefSeq lists its product as hypothetical. The transcript has a single exon. Lineage: Eukaryota; Rhodophyta; Florideophyceae; Gigartinales; Gigartinaceae. The record is from RefSeq and is a predicted model, not a curated record. The coding region runs from base 1 to 198 and encodes 65 amino acids.
AUGGUAAGAGUUAGGAUCAAACUUCACAGCAGGCGCCAGUCCUGUUGCACAGUAGCUGUAGUAGUGCAAGAAUUCGUUUUUCGCACCUCGCAUCGCUGGACUGCUGAGGCAACUACUCGUCAGUAUUUCGGGUUGGGUUUUCAGAGGAUACAGCAGAAUGCACACGGUUGCACAAGUCCGGUACUUAGAAAGCUGUGA